Molecule: messenger RNA, 2963 nt
Organism: Pristis pectinata (smalltooth sawfish)
Lineage: Eukaryota; Metazoa; Chordata; Chondrichthyes; Rhinopristiformes; Pristidae
Product: RNA-binding protein 43-like
Exons: 4
Coding region: 243-1670 (475 amino acids)
Molecular function (GO): RNA binding
Source: RefSeq, a predicted model, not a curated record
AAACUAAAGCACUGUAGUUGCUGGCAGCUUGUUGCAUUUUUAAUUCGGGUUCGCACCCUCUGCACGGCGCUGUUUCUCCCAGCGAGAGCACCGCAGGGCGCAGGAGCGGGGCUCGGCCGGUGACUGCGGGUGGAGUUACCGUGUGUCUGCGCUGGGUCCAGGGGGUUUGGGUGCAAGUUCAGCCGAGUCCGACUACUGGCGGUGACCGCAGCCGCGCUGGGUGCUCCAGGCCUCUCAAGAAAAUGGAAUCAGACUGGGCAGAGAGGACCAUUGUUGUGUCGGGUUUUCCUAAGGACGUUUUUCCCAUCACUGUCAUGAUUGAUAAACUCACCAUUCACUUUUUAAGGCCAAAGAAUGGAGGUGGUGAGGUGGAAAAUGUCGUCUAUCCAACUGAUAUCGCUGGUGUUGCUUAUGUCACAUUUGAAAAGAAAGAAGUUGUGAAUAGCGUCCUGCGACAGGAUCGGCAAGUGUUUGAAGACAAACAGCUCCCAGAGAAAUAUCCAUUGAAAAUUUCACAGAACAAUCUGGAUGUCUUUUCAGCUGUCUCGGUUGACCUGGACUGCUCAAGAUUUGAAAACAGUCUGGAGAUAAGAAGCAUUCUUAGAGAAUUUGAAAGCAACAAUAAAUUCUUACAAUUUUCUAUGAGACAUAAUGGAAGGCUCCAUAUUAUUGGUUCUUUCCCUGCAUUGAAAGAACUUAGGAAGGAACUUCAUAAAAAAAUAAGUGAACUUCAAGGAAUUAAUGUUCAAGAUUCAGCAAUGAAAUCUGGAAUAAGUGACUCAGAAGGGAAGUCUGUAAAGUCGCUACAUAAUCAUGCAACAUGCAUGAUUGAUCCUCAAAGGUUUACAGCACCACCAAGUUAUGGAGACAAGGAUGUGUUGGAUCCUGGUGUAUUCCAGGAGGAAUCGACCAUUAUUCUGGACGCAGAUAUUUUUUUAUACAUUGUUGAGAUUUGUAAAACAACAUACGAAGGCAUACUCAGGAAUCAUCAUGUAACUGCUAAGCCAAUAAACAACAAUAAUAUAAUUUUUCUCCAGCUGUUUGAAACUAGUGAAUCGAGGAAACCAUCUGAGCUAAAACUGGCAAAAUAUGAAAUGCAAAUGUUCAUCAGCCAAAUGCAGAAUCAUUUAGUUAUUGACAGAAUUAGAUUGGAUGGAGACAGACUGAAGGACAAAACAUUAAGGAUAUGUAAAACUAUUAUGCAGCAUUUCAAUGUUCUUGUUCGCUUUGGUGAUGAUUGUGUGACACUUAUAGGCGGCCAAGAUGAUUGCAAAUGGUUCAUGAGACAAGUGGAAGAGACCAUGCAGACAGAUUUCUAUCCAGCAUCUGGUGGAUGCCCAAGUAGUCUAAGGCUAACUGAGGGCAUGCAUCAGUUUGCGCAGAGUAUGGGUUCAGACACUGCACAUACAUUGCAUAUGCCCAGCCCCACUGAGAACACCCUGAAGAGCAACUGUGAUGGAUAUACGAUGAGUCAGAUUGACAGGUGCCCACCUUAUAGCUCAAGUGAUUCACAUGGGAAGCAGGGAAGUUCGCCUGAUUGUGUAGGUGCAUUAGUUAGUGGGCUGUGGUCUUUACCACCUUUACCCCAUGCCAGCUUGAAUGUCACAGAAGAGAGAGAGUCAAAAACAUUUCCAAGGUCUGAUAGACCUCCAAGCCGCAUGCAGUACUGAAUGGAGACAAUCAUUUUUGAUUGGAUAAAUUGCUGGUUAAUUUGGUGUUUGUGGGGGGUACAAUUUUUCUAAAAUACAUUAAAAAAAAAUUCGUUUACAACUGGUAUUUUCUGGGGCAGGUGUCUGCUGGUGCCAAUUCCAGUACGUGUAUUGUAAAAUAAUAUUUGUAUCCAAAAAUGGGUUAGGCAGCUGAAACGUCUGUAACAGAAGCUGUGCUGUUUGUAGACAACUGACAAUCUUACAUCUGCUAUCUCAUGUCCCUUGUAUAAAUGGACCAUUAUCAGGCAUGGAGUUACUGUGAAUGUAUUUUAUCUUAAGUUGCUUAGUGUAUACUGUAUAUAUAAUGGGUACCACUGUAGGGCCUGGACAGACUGAUUUCUGAAUCAUAGUGAGAUUAUAAUAGUAAAAAUAGAAAAUCUUUUGCAAUCUGCACUUUUAACAAAAAGUUGUAAAUAUUGUUUCUAGAUUCAGAGUGCUGGUUAUUAUUUUAAAAUAUUCAUAACCUUUUAUUUUGCUUGCCUUCACAUUUUGUAAUUGGUAAAACUCAAGCAUAGUAGCAAAAGAGUUCUUUUGAUUCAUAAUUUAUUUUUAAGGUUGAAGCUCCUAAAUUGAAGCCAGACCAAUGAGGAUAAUUUGUUAUGAUGUAAGUUUUCUCAUACGGCAGUGUUUGUGCAGCGAUAGGCUUGUAUUUUUAGAAAGGAUAUAUAUAUGUAUAUACGUAUGUAUGAAACUACUUAUGUUUUGAUCAACUUUGUUUGAACAACUUCCCUAAAAAGAAAAAUAAUACUUAUGGCAGAUGGUCAUAUUAAAAGACAUUCAUUAUAAUGCUGGUGGUGUGAAAUGAAGAAUCUGUUUGCAAUCUAAUGUACCUUAAAAAUAUAAUAUAAAGAUUUCCUAAUACUCAGCUUUGUGUGUUUAAUUGUGCCAGAUCAUACAAAAUUAAUAGUAGAUAAAUUGAUAUAUCUAUGAAUAAAUAACAAUUGUGCACUUGUUAUAAUGUCCAAAUAUAUGUCUAGAAACCACUACUAGCAAAUAUAGGAGUCAUUUGGUAAAUUUAAAGAUGGCAUAACUAUCAGACUGAGUGAGAAUGUGAAAAUGCUCCCGUAAGAUCAGUGGUUGUCUUUUUAUUGUGGUGUUUAACAUGUGUUUGGUAACCUCUCCCUCAACUAUUUUGCUUAGUUUCUGGAUGUCAAGGUACCCUGGAAUAAUUAGUAUCCAGCACCAUGCAACCAUGGCCCUAGAAAUGAUGAUUAGUUCAAAUCAAUUCGUCUCCUUUAGUGCCAUUAAUCUUGU